UCCCUAAAGCUUAGUUUACAAACAUACAUGUAUGUAAAUUUCACCUUUCUUCAUUUAAUUUGAAAUAUUAAUUUGAUCCUCGUUCAAAGAUGAAUAAAUAAAUUAUGAAGACAAAUCACAACUUCUGGUCAUAAAGUGAGAGCACACAGAAGAAGCUUGAUUAAUGAAAUUGGAAAAUGGAGUUGGUGCUGGAGAACAUUGAAGAGCUAAUUUCUUGUCAUUCGUUUGUUUGAAGAGAUGUAGGUAUACUUAGUUCAAGAAAAUUGAGAAGAAAGUAUGGAGCCUGCAUCCUCCAAAUGUGUAGAAAAAGCUGUUGAUUUUGUGUUGUACCUGACUAUUCGGCAUGUGGGUUACAUCUUCUAUUACAAGGAAAAUGUUAGUGAACUAAACAGUCUAGUUGAGAAGCUAAUUCUUGAAAGAGAGAGCCUGGAACAUCGAGUAGAUAAAGCUGAGGAUAAUCUAGGAAUAACCGAAAGUAAUGUUGCAACUUGGCUUCAGAAAGUGGAUAAAACUAGAACUGAAACGGAGAAGUUUCAAGAUGAUAAAGGCCAUGCGAAGACAAGGUUUUCCAGUGGUUUAUUUCAUUACUUGAGGAACAGACAUAGACUAGGGAGAAAAGCAAAGAAGAUGGCAGUGGAUGUCAAGUUAUUAAUAGACGAGAAGUUUGAUGGAGUUUCCUAUCAGCAAAAGCCAACAUCUAUGCAUGUUGCUUUGUUUAAUGAUGGCUAUGUAGAAUUUGCUUCUAGAAAAGAUACAAUUAAAAGCAUAAUGGAAAAACUAGAAGAUUCUACAGUGAGAAUGAUUGGAGUGCAUGGGCCAGGUGGUGUGGGUAAGAGCACUUUAAUCAAAGAAAUUGUUAAGAAAGCUCAAGUCAAGAAGUUGUUCAGUAUGGUAGUUAUAGUAGAAAUAACUAACAAUCCCAACCUGCGAAAAAUCCAGGAAGAAAUUGCGUACGUGUUAGGAUUGAAUUUGGAAGGGGAAGGUGAGACUGUGAGAGCAGAUCGUCUAAGAAGGAGGUUAAAGAAAGAGAGGAAGAACACCCUUGUCGUCCUGGAUGACCUUUGGGACAGAAUAGACUUGAAUAAGAUAGGGAUUCCAUUUGACGAUGAUUCAAGCCGUCUGGCAAAAGGAAAAUCACCUGGUGAUUAUAAUAGGGAUGAUGAUUCAAGCCGUCUGAAAAUUCAAGACAUGAAAGGCUCUAACUUCACAAUGGUGAAAAAAGGAAAAUCUCCUGGUGAUUAUAAUGGGUGCAAAAUUUUGCUAACUUCGAGAGAUAAAAAAGUAUUGUCUGAUAAAAUGGACGUCGAGUCAGUUUUCUAUGUGGGGGAAUUAAACGGUGCAGAAUCUCUAAUGUUGUUUAAGGAGGAGGCUGGAAUACAUGAUGAAAUGUUCAAUUUUAAACAGGAUAUUGUUAAGUAUUGUGCAGGGAUACCCAUGGCAAUUGUUACUGUUGGAAGGGCAUUAAGAAAAAAGAGUGAGUCAAUGUGGGAAGCCACACUUGAAAAACUUAAAAAAGAGGAACUGAGUGGAGUGCAGAAAUCUAUGGAGAUUUAUGUGAAGAUGAGUUAUGAUCAUCUAGAAAGUGAGGAGCUCCGGUCCAUUUUCUUACUUUGUGCUCAAAUGGGUCAUCAACAAUUAAUUAUGGACUUGGUGAAGUAUUGCUUUGGAUUGGGUAUACUUGAAGGGGUCUAUACGCUAAGAGAAGCCCGUGAUAGAGUAUAUACAUCAAUUCAAAAGCUAAAAGACUCGAGUUUGAUGUCGGAUGGUAGUUCCAGUGAUCAUUUCAAUAUGCAUGAUAUGGCUCAAGAUGCCGCUUUGUCUAUAGCACACAAGGAGAAAAAUGUAUUUGCUUUGAGAAAUGGCAAAUUAGAUGACUGGCCGGACAAAGAUAUACUUGGGAGGUGCACUGUUAUCUCUAUACGCAACUGUGAAAUCAUUGACGAGCUUCCUAAAUUCAUACAUUGUCCUCAACUUAAAUUCUUCCAAAUCGACAACGAUGAUCCUUCUUUGAAAAUACCUGAGAAUUUUUUGAAGGAAUGGAAAAACUCAGAGUUAACUGAUUACAAAAUUGUGAUUGGAGACUUCAAGAUGCUUUCAGUUGGAGAUUUCAGGAUGCCAAAUAAGUACAAAACAUUAAGAUCUUUGGCAUUGCAGCUAAUAGACGGCACUGACAUUCACUCUCAGAAAGGGAUAAAGUUGUUGUUUAAAGGAGUUGAAAAUUUGUUGUUGGGAGAGCUAAAUGGUGUUCAAAAUGUUUUUUAUGAGUUGAAUUUGGAUGGAUUUCCAGAUCUUAAAAAUUUAUCCAUCAUAAAUAACAAUGGCAUUGAAUAUAUCGUUAACUCGAUUGAACUGCUCAAUCCUCAGAAUGUUUUUCUCAAUUUGGAAUCUCUAUGCCUCUACAAACUGAGGAAGAUAAAGAUGCUGUGUUAUACUCCAGUUACAGAUGCCUCAUUUGCCAAAUUAAAAACCAUCAAGGUCAAGAUGUGUACCCAGAUGAAGACUCUCUUCUCCUUUUACAUGGUUAAAUUUCUUGCUAGUCUAGAAACAAUUGAUGUUUCUGAAUGUGAUUCUUUGAAGGAGAUUGUUGCUAAGGAAGGAAAAGAAGAUUUUAAUAAGGUUGAGUUUCAUAAGCUACGCUCUUUGACACUAUAA
Medicago truncatula (barrel medic) is the source of this 2652-nucleotide messenger RNA. RefSeq names its product probable disease resistance protein At5g63020. The transcript is spliced from 4 exons. NCBI's taxonomy places the organism in Eukaryota, Viridiplantae, Streptophyta, Magnoliopsida, Fabales, Fabaceae. The record is from RefSeq and is a predicted model, not a curated record. Gene Ontology annotation, molecular function: ADP binding; ATP hydrolysis activity. Bases 277 to 2652 code for a protein of 791 amino acids.